Messenger RNA from Acanthosepion pharaonis, 1089 nucleotides. NCBI's taxonomy places the organism in Eukaryota, Metazoa, Mollusca, Cephalopoda, Sepiida, Sepiidae. The record is from the annotation of a GenBank genome assembly.
AUGCAGAGAUCAAUCUACCCAAAUUCUGUUGGCACAUAUUUCAAUCAAUCUAUCUAUCUAUCUAUCUAUCUAUCUAUCUAUCUAUCUCUCUCUCUCUAUAUAUAUAUAUAUAUAUAUAUUCACUGUACGUUUUUGUCUGCCCACCUGCCUCUCUUUCUCACUCCCCUUGUUUCUCGUUCUCUUUCCCUUUCUCUUUUUAUCUGUCUUUCUUCAUCAUUUCCACUUUCUUUUCUUUUUCUUACUUUCGUUUUCUUUCCAUUCUUUUCUUUUCAUACUUUCAUUUUCUCUGUCUUCCUUUCUUUCUUCCUUUUCCCUUCCUUUUCUUUUUCUUCCUUUCCUCUUUCUUCAUUUUCACUUUCUUCAUUUCUCUUUCUUCUUUUCAUUCUCUUUCUUCUCUUUCUCUUUCUUCGCUUCUUUAUCAUUAAUUUUUCUUUCUUCUUUUCGUCUUCUUUUUCUCUUACUCUUUCUCUUCCACUUUCUCUUUACAUCCUUCUCUUCAUUUUCUUUUCUUUAUUUCCUUCUCUUUCUCUGAAUCACUUUCUGCUUUUUCUUUCUUUCUUCAUUUUCUUUAUUUGCGUCUUUCUAUUUCCCUCUCGUUCUCAUUCUCUUUUCCAUUCUCCCUCUCUUUCUCUUUCUUGCUCUCUUUCCCUUUCUCGCUUUAUCUGUCUUUCUCUUUCUUUUUCACUAUCUUUUUUUCCCUUAAUUUCGUUUUCAUUCCAUCCUUUUUCUUUUUAUUUUCAUUUUCUCUUUCUUCAUUUUCUCUUUCUUUUCGUUCUCUUCUCUUUUUCUUUCGCCUUUUUCUCUUGCACUUUCUUUUUAUCUCUUUCUCUUUAUCGCUUUCUACUUUUUUCUUUUCUCUUUCUUUUUUUCUUCUUUAUUUAUUUUUCUUUCUUUCUCCUUCUUUUUCUUUUCAUUCUUCUUUUUCUUUUCAUUCUUCUUUUUCCUUUUCCUUUUCUCUUUCCUUUUUUCUUUUCUCUUUUUUUCCUACUUUUCUCUCUUUUUCUCUUCUUUAUCUCUCUUCUUUCUCUCUCUCUGUCCUUUUUUCACUCUUCUCCUUCUCUCACUCCCCCUCUCUUUCUCCUCCUAUAA